Messenger RNA from Vigna radiata var. radiata (mung bean), 614 nucleotides. RefSeq names its product serpin-ZX. The coding region runs from base 36 to 614 and encodes 192 amino acids. NCBI's taxonomy places the organism in Eukaryota, Viridiplantae, Streptophyta, Magnoliopsida, Fabales, Fabaceae. The transcript has 2 exons. The record is from RefSeq and is a predicted model, not a curated record. Gene Ontology annotation, molecular function: serine-type endopeptidase inhibitor activity.
GAUAUCCAAAAAAAUUGAUUUUCGAGCGAGCGACCAUGGUGCCUAGUACAGUGUUCAAAGUGUUGAAAUAUCCAAAAAUGGGGAUUCUAAAAUUAGCGUCACUGCGAGCUUCAUUUGUUUCCAGAACCGAAAUAACAAUGGACCUGCGUGAAUCGAUCAGCAACCAAACCGAUGUUGCCCUCAGCAUGACAAAGCUGUUGUUGUCGAAGGAAGCUCGGGACAAGAACUUCGUGUAUUCGCCGCUGUCGUUGCACGUUGUUCUCAGCAUCAUCGCUGCUGGCUCCAAGGGUCCCACACUCGAUCAGCUUCUCUCUUUCCUCCGAUCCAAGUCCACCNACCAUCUCAACUCCUUCGCCUCUCAGCUCGUCACCGUCGUACUCUCCGAUGCCUAUCCCGCCGGAGGGCCUCGACUCUCCUUCGCCGACGGCGUCUGGGUUGAGCAAACCCUUUCUCUUCUUCCUUCCUUCAAACAGCUUGUCAACACUGAUUACAAGGCAACUUUGGCUUCGGUUGAUUUCCAGACCAAGGUAACUUUCCCUCUUUUUCACUGCACCCAAUCCUCCAUCCCCUUGUCGUUCGCUGUAAACACAGGCAAAUCGACAACAGGUCUUUGA